This is a messenger RNA of Penaeus monodon (black tiger shrimp), 2866 nucleotides long. Its product is annotated as zinc finger protein GLI1-like. Gene Ontology annotation, cellular component: nucleus. NCBI's taxonomy places the organism in Eukaryota, Metazoa, Arthropoda, Malacostraca, Decapoda, Penaeidae. The record is from RefSeq and is a predicted model, not a curated record.
CAUUUGUUGCAUUGGAACCAGCAGCUACUUCGUCCAGUUUACUAUUGCCAUAGCUCUUCCAAAAAAGCAUUUUGAUUCCAAUAUAUGAUUUUAAGUAAAUAAAAAAGACAAACAGGAAUAUCUAAUUGAUAACUUAAGGAUUACAUGGCAGCACAUUUCACAACUUUCCGCCCGAAGGAAAUGCUUUAGAGAUAAUUAAAAGGUUUUAAUGAAUCACUUGUGAUAUUAAUAGCAUGAGAUUCCAACAUCCGUUGUCGAAAAAUGGAAGAAGAACAAUCAAGGUUACUAACUAGAUAAUUCAGGUAAUACAUGGCAUCGCGCAGUACAUCGCUCCCGGCGCAUCAGGGAGGAUCUGCGACGCACUUGUGUCGUCUGCAGCUUCGGUCGUCGACCCUCUGGCACCUUUGUACUCAAAUCAGCUCCUGUAGUCGUAUUUUCUCCUUUAUGGAUUAGAAAAUUUAUCUGAACUGUAUUUUGGGUAGUGAUGUUUAUAAAAUAAGUAACACUGUUCCUACGGAUAUUAUUUUGUUGAGAUUUUUGUUUUUAAUCUGUGAGUGCCUGACAGAAACAAUCGCUACUCCGUGAACAGCUGAUUAUGGCAGUCUUCUUCCUGAACCACUGCAAGUUUAAUGGCUGUGGAUUAUCAUUUCCCAACCUGCUAGAGUUAAUCCAACACAUCGAGGAGAUACAUAUAGAGACUCUUACAGAUCCAGCAGCAGAGGCAGUACAGGAAACGCAACAGCCUUCAUGCCUUCCUCUCUCCUCUGUCCUGCGUUUCUUCAGUCCAGGGGUUCCCAGAGCAACGCCAAGGAAGCACCCUCUUAGUAAUAAAUCCUCUGGUGGCCCCCAGGCAAAAGUGGCCAAGCUCAGCCAUACUAAAACAGCAAGUAAACACACAAAUGGGAAGUCACCGCCCUCAGGCUUGGGCACCAAUGCCGCAAACAGUAUGCAUCUGUCUUCACUCCUCUUAUCAACCAGCAAGGUCAAGACGGGAGGGAUUGCCUAGGGCGGCUCAAGCGGAGGAGGCUCAAGCGUGGGAGGUUCCAGUGUGGGCACUCCAUCCUCCACGCGAGAGAGCACCCCCGUCAGCGCGCUCAGUAACAGCCCUCCAGUAAGUGAUUGUGAGGAGACGCUGCUGAGUGAGAAUGAGGAUAGCAAUGACUCAUGGACUACACAAGAUGAGAUACCUGCAGAAGUAAUCAUCAAACUUGCCAGCAAAGGUCAUUCCAAUAGCAAUGGGGAGGAUAAGCCUUACAUCUGUCCAGUAGUUGGUUGCAGGAAGAGAUACAAGAAUGUGAAUGGCAUAAAAUACCAUGCCAAAAAUGCCCAUAAAAAAGAUAGCAAAGUUAGAAAACCAUAUAGAUGUUACUGUGGGAAGAGUUAUUGUACAAAUCAGGGACUUAAAACCCAUUGCUCUCAUUCUCAUAAGAAUGAGAGUAUGACAGCGGUGACAACAAAUACAGGGGAGGUGUUGCAGGUACCAGCCAACCAAAUCUCAUCUGGAGGAAGUCCUACUGCUCAACUUUUAAAUAAUAACAAUAGAACUUUGUCAAACACUAUAGCAUCUCAACUAAGUAAGUCAUCUAGUACAGAAAGCAGUAUUCAGGUGAGUGGAACGAUGCCUGUGACCAAUAUUAAUAACCAAAUUGCUGUCACUGGACAGAUCAUUAAAGGAGGAUCAUCAACAUCCACGAAAGGUACAACUACAAUUUCAAGUAUAAACUUAUCUGGUCUUGUGGCGGGGGGCAGUGGAAAAAUUGCUCUGAAGGCUCUUCCCAGUGGUCAGUUACUUCUUUCGCAACCUCUAGAAGGUAAAUUAACUGCUUUAGUAAAAUCAGAUCAAAGGCAAGAUUUAUCUGUAGAUGAUGGUAAGAUGAAUCUUGUACAACUAAAAUCUGAUAACUUUCAGCAGUUGGAACUUAGCAAAUUACUUCAGUUAAAUUCCAAGUCAUCACAGCAUCAACUGGCUGUCACUACGUCCACACUAUCGGUUGCCAUCCCUACAAGUUCACUGAAUUCCCUCAAGGGGGCUCAGAAAUCUUCAUCAGUGUUAGCACGGGCACUCAAGAACCAGCUUUCGACAAGUCAGACGGGCAUCACAACUAUGCUAGGGUCCACUGAUAGUCAGGCAGAUGACAGUGUUUUGGGUGGCCAGGGUGUAAUUUUAGGAGUAACCAUGGAAGAGGGCACUCUUAUUGAUAAUGGGGAUGGGACACUUUCAGAACUAGCUGUGAUUGAGUAGAUAAUUAACAAGUUGUAUGUAUAAGGAUUGUUACCUUAGAUUAUUCAAAUCUGGAAAAAAAGGGGGAAAGUUAUAGAACUGGUAACAACAUCAUACUUGCAUAGUGUCACUUUUUCAGGUUCUUUGAGUAAUAUUCUUUUGUUUUCAAUUUUCUUUUUAAAGUAAUAAAAGUGAAUAGUUUGAAAGUAGGAAGUAGUAGUUACAUUGAUUUUGUUUGUAUAACUUGUGUUACUUAAUUCUAGUGGAACUAAUGAAAUUUUAAAGGAAUUUGCAUACCCAUCAUGAGAAUAUUGAAGUUCAGAUUUGAAUAAUGUUAAGGGAAAUCCCAGUCAGUAUAUUUUUUACUCUGUAUUAAUAGUAGUGUUAGGGAAAGAAACCCAACACUGAUGUAGGUUUCAUGUUAUUUACAGGUGGAUGCUAUUUGUAUAGUGAUGGCUAACUUUGUCAAAAAAAAGAGGAAAUUAUUAUCCUUGAAGAGAAAAAAGUAGAUUUCAUGUAGGCUUGUUUAAUUGGUUAAGUUGUAUUAGUUCUUCUUUCUAGUCCCACAUAGCUAUAAAAUUACAGACCUGUACUGCAAUAUGUUCUGAAUAAUUAUUAGCUUCCACAUUGUAAAAAGAAAAAAAA